AUGGCUGGUUUACCUAAACAUUAUGAGUCUCCAGAACCUAAACAUUAUGAGUCUCCAGAACCUAAACAUUAUGAGUCUCCAGAACCUAAACAUUAUGAGUCUCCAGAACCUAAACAUUAUGAGUCUCCAGAACCUAAACAUUAUGAGUCUCCAGAACCUAAACAUUAUGAGUCUCCAGAACCUAAACAUUAUGAGUCUCCAGAACCUAAACAUUAUGAGUCUCCAGAACCUAAACAUUAUGAGUCUCCAGAACCUAAACAUUAUGAGUCUCCAGAACCUAAACAUUAUGAGUCUCCAGAACCUAAACAUUAUGAGUCUCCAGAACCUAAACAUUAUGAGUCUCCAGAACCUAAACAUCAUGAGUCUCCAGUCCCUUUUACAGUCCCUUUUAUACCAAUAAUAACCAAUUAG
Messenger RNA from Eurytemora carolleeae, 411 nucleotides. Its product is annotated as cornifin-B-like. The record is from RefSeq and is a predicted model, not a curated record. Bases 1 to 411 code for a protein of 136 amino acids. Lineage: Eukaryota; Metazoa; Arthropoda; Copepoda; Calanoida; Temoridae. The transcript is spliced from 2 exons.